This is a messenger RNA of Cylindrotheca closterium, 402 nucleotides long. The record is from the annotation of a GenBank genome assembly. NCBI's taxonomy places the organism in Eukaryota, Bacillariophyta, Bacillariophyceae, Bacillariales, Bacillariaceae.
AUGGCUACUAUCCUACUUACCUGCAACUCUGAGGACUUUGACAUCGCUCUCUGCCUCAAAUCUUCGAUCCAAAAUGAACUUGGAAUCAAGGUUUGCCUUCACAUCGAAGAUGACAGCGACGAUGAAGAUGAAGGCUUGGACGCCAUGGUCGAGCUAGCCACAGUUCUCUUGGUUUUUGAGUUUGGCGACUCCAACAUCUCCGCUUGGGUGACCAUUGAUGGUAUUGAUAUUGCACAAAGCAACUACCAACAAAGUGCAUUCCCGGAAGCCAUCGACUUUUCCAAGAAUUUCGCAAAGGGUGUCGCCGUGCUUGAUGAUAUCCUUUAUACCGAUUUCGGUCUAGACACGAGAGCACGUGCUCAUGUACAGCCACAGCAACACUUUGCCCAAUUGACAGUGUAG